AUGUGGAAGGGGCACACAGAUAUUACCAAGGUUUCUGACAAUCGACAAGGUGAAAAGCAGCUUUCAGAUCCAGAAAAAUGUCCAGCCAGCUUGCUGGGAGAUGUUAUGCAACAUCCCCUGUCGCAUUGUGUUAUUCGUGAUCAACCUAAUCAGUUCUGUAAGUAUUGCUGCAAUUUGCAACUCACAUCCUUCUUCAAAACAGAA
Molecule: messenger RNA, 204 nt
Organism: Opisthorchis viverrini
Lineage: Eukaryota; Metazoa; Platyhelminthes; Trematoda; Opisthorchiida; Opisthorchiidae
Exons: 2
Source: RefSeq, a predicted model, not a curated record